Telopea speciosissima is the source of this 447-nucleotide messenger RNA. RefSeq lists its product as uncharacterized. The record is from RefSeq and is a predicted model, not a curated record. The transcript has a single exon. NCBI's taxonomy places the organism in Eukaryota, Viridiplantae, Streptophyta, Magnoliopsida, Proteales, Proteaceae. Bases 1 to 447 code for a protein of 148 amino acids.
AUGCUCGAAAGUCAUCCAAGUGAUGUACCUAUUGAGGCUAAUUCUCACUUGAAGUGCAAGGAUGGAGAACCAGUUGAUAAAGGACAAUACCAGCGACUAAUUGGUCGGAUGAUUUAUCUCUCUCAUACUUGGCCUGAUAUAGCAUACGUGGUGACUCUGGUGAGCCAGUACAUGCAUUUAGAGGCAGCAUAUCAUAUUCUAAGAUAUUUGAAAUCUGCCCCUGGCAAAGGAGUCCUUUUCUCUUCACAUGGCCAUUUGAAAGUUGAAGCUUUAAUUGAUGCUAAUUGGGCUGGUUCGCCUGAUGAUUGCAUGUCCACAACUGGCUACUGCACGUUUGUUGGAGGUAACCUUGUGAACUGGCGAAGCAAAAAGCAGACUGUGGUUGCAAGAUCAAGUGCAGAGGCUGAGUUUCGAGCCAUGGUGCAUGGCAUUUGUGAGUUGCUCUAG